AUGAUAACAAACAGUACGUUUCUGUUGAUAUGCAUAGCAUUAGCUUCCGUCACUGCUCAGACCUUCCAGUACUCCAGAGGCUGGACGAAUGGUAAACGCGAUGGGCACAAGCAGGCCGAAGAUCUGAGGCAUAUGGCAUCGAGUGUUGAGAAGAUCCUGAAUCCAUGCCAAUUGAGCAAGUUGAAGUAUGUUCUCGAAGGCAAGCCACUCAAUGACAGGUUAUUCGUCCCUUGUGAUUAUUUCGAAGAAGAUGAGGUUAUCAAAAGUUACAAGAAUGAUAGAAACCAGGAACCCCUUUUCGAAGCUUUCCAAUGA
This is a messenger RNA of Arctia plantaginis, 315 nucleotides long. NCBI's taxonomy places the organism in Eukaryota, Metazoa, Arthropoda, Insecta, Lepidoptera, Erebidae. The record is from the annotation of a GenBank genome assembly.